GCUGAGCGCUCCGGUCCGCGUCCUUCAGCCCCGACUGGCAGCCGCUGUGGGCGAGGCGGGGCGGGGACUCGCCCGAGGCGGAACCCCACCUCCCGCGCGCUCUCCCCCGGCGCGACUCGCGGCUGCGGCCCUGUCAUGCCCCUGUUGCUGCCCGGUCCCUCGGCUUCGUGCGUCCGCGUCCGCGCGCCGGUCCCGGAAGUGGGCUAGCACCCCGCUGUUCCCGCUUCUCGAGGGGAGGGGCCCGUCGCCACGGUGGCGGCCACCGCAUCGCGUCCCACCUCGGCGGCCCUGGGCGCCGUGGUAUCUGCAGGCCCCGAGCCAAUGGCGGGCCAGGACCAGCCGGCGCCCGGGUCGUCGGUGUUGAGCACGGUGUUCCGCCACGUCCGGUACGAGAACCUGGUGGCGGGUGUGAGCGGCGGGGUCCUGUCCAACCUCGCGCUGCACCCGCUGGACCUGGUGAAGAUACGCUUCGCCGUGAGUGAUGGAUUGGAACUGAGACCGAAAUAUAAAGGAAUUGUGCAUUGCUUGACUACCAUUUGGAAACUUGAAGGAUUACGGGGACUUUACCAAGGAGUCACCCCAAAUGUGUGGGGUGCAGGUUUAUCCUGGGGACUCUACUUUUUCUUUUACAAUGCCAUCAAAUCAUACAGGACAGAAGGAAGAGCUGAAAGGUUAGAGGCAACAGAAUACCUUGUCUCAGCUGCCCAAGCUGGAGCCAUGACUCUCUGCAUUACAAACCCAUUAUGGGUAGCAAAAACUCGCCUUAUGUUACAGUACGAUAGUGUUGUUAACGCCCACCAGCGGCAAUAUAAAGGAAUGUUUGAUACACUUCUGAAAAUAUAUAAGUAUGAAGGUGUGCGUGGAUUGUAUAAGGGGUUUGUUCCUGGGCUGUUUGGAACAUCACAUGGUGCCCUUCAGUUUAUGGCAUAUGAAUUGUUGAAGUUGAAAUACAAUCAGCACAUCAAUAGAUUACCAGAAGCCCAGUUGAGCACAGUAGAAUAUAUAUCUGUUGCAGCACUAUCCAAAAUAUUUGCUGUAGCAGCAACGUACCCAUAUCAAGUUGUGAGAGCUCGUCUUCAGGAUCAGCACAUGUCUUACAAGGGUGUGUUGGAUGUUAUCACAAGGACGUGGAGGAAAGAAGGCAUCGGUGGCUUUUACAAAGGAAUUGCUCCCAAUUUGAUUAGAGUGACUCCAGCCUGCUGUAUUACCUUUGUGGUAUAUGAAAAUGUGUCACAUUUUUUAUUUGACCUUAGAGAAGAGAAGAAGUAAGCAAAAAGAGAUAAGUGCAGGACACCUGCCCGGGCAGCAGUAUGCUCCUUUGUGUUUGAUGUAAAGCUCAUAAACAAAUUGGUCUGUAAUCAUUAGAAGUCAAGAAACCACUAAUCUUCACAAUGUUUUUCUGCUUUUUGCCUUCCCCAUGUAUGUGGGACUCGGCUACCUCUGCCUGAACUGUCUGCCAUUAUCACAGCAGUAAAGCUGACAUCAGUGGAGUUUCACAAAUUUCUCCACUGUUCAAGUAGAAGCUGUUUUGCAGCAUUUGCUAAAUGGAUUAGAUGAAUGUCCUUUUUCUACUCAUUUGCCUGGAUUAGCUUUAAAAUUGACCUCUGUAAUAGCAAGAAAAUAGCUUCUUGUAAGAAUGUCAUCACUGUUUCAUGAGUAGAUUAAACUUUGAGGAUUUGAUGGGAAAGAUAUUGCACAAAUCCAGACCAUUUCAGAAUUGAGAAAUUUUGGUGAGAAAAACAAAAUUGCUGUACAUGCGCUUUAGUUCAGUUGGAAUAUAUGAACUAGAGAAAUUUGAGAAGUUAUGUACUUCUCCCAGUUUGAGAAAUAUCUGACAUCUGUUGUCAUUCCAUCACUGAUUUUAUUUCCAGAGGUUCUUAAUUUAAAAUGUAAUCCUGGAUCCCACUAUUUUUUGGCCUGGGUACCUACUGUAUUUUAAAUUUUAAAAAUCAACUGGAAUCCAGAUGUGUCAGCCCUUAUUUAGCAUACAGAUCACUUACUGGAGUUGCAAAUAGAUCAACUUAUAUUGAUACUGGAAUCACUGGGAUGUGUUUGUUGACAACUGCAUAUAGCUGAGAAACUUUCAUUUCCUACUUCAGUUUUGUAUAAAUGGGUCCAGAUCUCAAAUAAAUGACUAAUCUACAUUGGUUAUUUAAAUUCAGGUUCAAGUACAAGUUACAUUAAUGGUCAUUAUUGGUUUUACUUUAUGAGUCAUUGUAAAUAUCUAUAAAUAUAAAGUUCUGCCCCAAAAGGAUGCCAGAAUAAUGCUAAUAUUUUUAUUUAUCAUAAAUACCCAUGACGGCUAUUGCACUACCAUCUAUUUGUUGUAAAUAAAAUAUUGUGGUUUUGAAAGCCAUAUUUAAAUAGUUCUUUGAAAAUAAGUCUAUUUUUUUAUAUUUUGAAAAUGGCAUUGUUUUAAAAAUAAAGGUGAAAUGAUAAGUACCUAAUUACAUGUACUAUAAUUUCUUGUAACAUGCCCAGGAAUACUUUAUAAAUUAAAUGUGAUGUAUUUUUUCAUACUCUGAUUAUACUAUAAUUCAUAUGAAAUCCUGACAUUGGUCACUAUAUGGAAAGACAAGCUGCAGUUGAUAUUUGGAGUUUUAGAGGUAGUGUCAUUAUUUGAAUGCCUCCUAUGUACCCCAAAUUAAUAAAACAUAGUUUCUGUCCUUUAA
Messenger RNA from Myotis myotis, 2672 nucleotides. RefSeq names its product solute carrier family 25 member 32 (gene SLC25A32). Gene Ontology annotation, biological process: mitochondrial transport; folate import into mitochondrion; nucleotide transport. The record is from RefSeq and is a predicted model, not a curated record. Gene Ontology annotation, molecular function: FAD transmembrane transporter activity; folic acid transmembrane transporter activity. Bases 322 to 1269 code for a protein of 315 amino acids. Lineage: Eukaryota; Metazoa; Chordata; Mammalia; Chiroptera; Vespertilionidae. Gene Ontology annotation, cellular component: mitochondrial membrane; mitochondrion. The transcript has 7 exons.